AUGGCGGGAUUCUUGCACAGGCGUGGCUCUGAUAUCAUUCCUUCGAUUGAUUUCAAGGAUAUCCAUGCCGCACCGAAGACGUUCCGAGAUGAACUUCGAAAACGAGGUGUUGCUGUCAUCCGAGGCGUGGUCCCUGAGCAUGAUGCCAGAGCUUACAAAAAUGAGAUCGAGGAUUAUGUUAAGGCUAAUCCAGGAACAAAAGCAUUCCCUCCACAUGACCCUCAAGUCUAUGAGCUGUACUGGUCACAGCCCCAGAUGCGCGCACGUACACAUCCAAAUAUGCUAGAAGCUCAACGUUUCCUUAUGAGUUUCUGGCACUCGAACUCGCCGGACGCAAUGAUAUCUUCUACCCACCCCUUGACCUACGCAGACAGACUUCGUAUUCGCCAACCAGGGGAUGCCGGGUUUGCACUAGGCCCUCAUGUGGACGGAGGAGGCCCUGAAAGGUGGGAAGACAACGGCUAUGGUCGCGGUAAUGUUUACCAGAGAAUCUGGCAGGGGGAAUGGGAAAAGUAUGACCCCUGGGAAGCUAGUUGCCGAGUUCUAGCAGAGGCAGACUUGUACAACGGCGCUGGAGCAUGUUCAAUGUUUCGCAUGUUUCAAGCAUGGCUGGGCAUGUCUCAUACAGGACCUAACGAGGGAACGCUACUGGUCAACCCUCUGCUCUCUUUGGCGACGACUUACUUCCUACUGCGACCGUUUUUCGAGCCAAUUUAUACACCUCCUAAGGAAUGCUCUCGCAUGGCUACGGAGACCUUCCUGCAUCCAAGUAACUGGCGCUUGGAGAGAGAGACAUCAAGUAACCUGCAGGGUGCAACUCCGGGCUUCGCGCAGGAAGUCACUGCCACUCUUCAUCCUCACUUGGAGCUUGAGAAGACGAUGGUACAUGUUCCUAAGAUCGCCCCGGGUGACUAUGUAGCAUGGCACUGUGACACCAUCCAUGCCGUUGACCGUGUACAUAAUGGAACCGGCGAUUCGAGCGUUAUGUACAUCCCAGCAUGCCCCGUCACAGAGGCCAACGCCAACUAUGUCAAACGCCAGAGGAAUGACUUCCUCGAGGGUGUCCCUCCACCAGACUUCCCCGGAGGCAAGGGAGAAAGCGAGCAUCUUGGACGUGCCACGGAGGCGGGCUUGCGCAAGUCCACGAGCCAGCUUGGUUUGCGCUCCUUGGGGCUUACCAAGUGGGAUCUGAACGAUCAAUCUCUCACUCAAGGACAACGACUUGUCUUGGACAAAUCAAACAAGAUUCUGGGAUUCUAA
This is a messenger RNA of Aspergillus oryzae RIB40, 1260 nucleotides long. RefSeq names its product DUF1479 domain-containing protein. NCBI's taxonomy places the organism in Eukaryota, Fungi, Ascomycota, Eurotiomycetes, Eurotiales, Aspergillaceae. The transcript is spliced from 4 exons. The coding region runs from base 1 to 1260 and encodes 419 amino acids. The record is from RefSeq and is a predicted model, not a curated record.